This is a messenger RNA of Fomitopsis serialis, 2022 nucleotides long. RefSeq names its product cytochrome P450. Gene Ontology annotation, molecular function: heme binding; iron ion binding; oxidoreductase activity, acting on paired donors, with incorporation or reduction of molecular oxygen. The transcript is spliced from 9 exons. NCBI's taxonomy places the organism in Eukaryota, Fungi, Basidiomycota, Agaricomycetes, Polyporales, Fomitopsidaceae. The record is from RefSeq and is a predicted model, not a curated record. The coding region runs from base 1 to 1842 and encodes 613 amino acids.
AUGCAAAUACCUGCUCGGCCGCCGUCGAACUCUAAGUGGCGUGCUUGCGGGGCACACGUUAUAAAGCAAGGCCUUUGCUCUUCCGUCAAGCCAUCCUCUGUAGGGCUUGAGACGUUCUACAACAUGAUCCCUUUGCUGCUCAUACUCGCGUCGCUCACCUGCGUAUUCUAUGCCUUCCGACCCAGGAAAGACUCGCUGCGACAGAAGUUACCACCUGGACCAACUGGUGUCCCAUUGCUGGGAAACCUAUUGCAAUUGCCUGCCUUACGACCGCAUCCGAAGUUUCUAGAAUGGGCCUCCCAAUACGGGGAGAUAUUCUACCUCAAGCUGGGCGGGCAAGACGUAGUGGUCCUGAACACGGCAGAAGCGGCCGACGAGCUGUUGUCGCGUCGUAGUCAUAACUAUUCUAGUCGUGCCACUCCGCAUGUCGCUCACGACGUCCUGCGCGGUGGGAUGGGUCUUGCAUUUUUAAAGUAUGACACUCCAUGGAAGGUGGCCAGGAAGGCGCUGCAAGGUGCCCUUGGGCCCGGGCCUUCGAAGAAUAUUCGCCCAAACCAGGAAUGCGAAUCCCGUGUUCUUCUCUACGACUUGAUUUGUCACGGGAACAAGAGUGUGUCACAAGGUGUCUCCGAGGGUCUACAUGGAGAAGUCUUGGAUAAUCACUGGUUUGCACCAGUGAGGCGGUAUGCGACGAGUGUUGCGCUGUAUGCGAUGUAUGGCAAGCGAGUCCCUCGCUUCCUGAAUAACCCUAAUCUUCACAAGAUAUACGACAUUGUCGACAACUUCUCGCAGAUGUCGCAGCCAGGGAACUAUCUGGCGGAUGUGUUCCCGCUGAUACGACGUCUCCCAGACUUCUUGGCGCCAUGGAGGGUGAAAGCUCACGGAUUGCAUCUAUGGGAAAUGGGCCUCUGGGGAGGACUUGUUGAUGACUGCAAGGCGGCACUACGAAGCGGAGAGAACCGGCGCGGGUUUGUCUCUUCGUACCUGAAUGCGCGUGCCGCCGCAGGUGAAGUCUCCGCAAAUGAACGCUGUGACGAAGAGGAUGUUCCCGGCAAAGGUCUGACGAAGGGCGGGUGGAUACAAGAUGACUUCCUCGCCUAUGGUGCCGGAUCUGCCCUAGAGGCGGGCUCCGAUACCACGGCCAAUACCAUAGUAACAUUCUUGCUCUACAUGCUCAGCCACCCGCAUGUGCUUCAGAAAGCGCGAGUGGAGAUCGACGGUGUGGUAGGGACGGAACGUAUGCCAGACUUCGACGACGAAGAACGACUACCAUAUCUUGUGGCUUGUAUAAAGGAGACUCUGAGGCAUCGGCCGGCCACUCCGCUGGCGAUCCCGCAUGCGACAGUAGAAGACGACGUCUACAAGGAUUAUCAUAUCCCGAAAGGAUGUACCGUGAUCGGGAAUGUGUGGGCCAUACAUCGGGACCCCGAACGUUUCUUCAAUCCAGCAGCGUUCAUCCCAGAGAGGUUCUAUCAAGAAGGCAAGCCCACACGGUUCAACAUCGGUCCAGUAUCGAACGAGCGCGAUAUCUAUGCGUUUGGAUGGGGCCGGCGGUUCUGUCAAGGCAGUCACAUCGCAGAGGCGUCGCUCUUCAUCACUCUCUCGCGCAUUCUCUGGGGCGUCGACUUCUACGCGCCGCUCGAUCCAUCGACUAAGCGGCCAAUCCUGCCUGACGUAGCGAACGAGGAGAAGACAUGGAGCGAGGGCUUCCUCAGUGUGCCACACGCUUUCAACAUCGGCUUUGCCCCACGAUCAGCCAAACACGCAGAGCUCAUCCGGAAGGCGUUCGACAAUGUCCAGUCCGACUGGCAGACCAUGGGGUUGGAAGGAGAUGACCGGUGAAAUCGAACGAUUACCGUGGUAGCUGUGUAUGCAUGUCGCAAUGGGUCGGCCUCGGCGUCCAGUACUCAUAGAUUCGCCGUGUGUUCUUAGAGUAUACAGUAUGCAGUAGUUUGGUCCUUGAUAGCCAUCAAGUUGAAUGGCACAUCUAGAUUGAAUGACAGACAGAAAGUUCCCCCUCGA